AUGACGUUCACUCUUAUUGGGGUCGCUGAGCGUGAUACGUCUGGUCCAACAAGUGUCAUUGCUUUACUUGAGGAACCUCUGACCUCCAUCCUGACGUCGAGGUUCCUCAUCAACUUGCAAAAGGCGCAGCGCAGGCUGGAGGACUCCUCUUCCGGAUCAGUAUCACUCGGAGAAGUUGCGUUCCAACAGCAGAUGUCAAGGAACACGAGCCGCUUCAUUGGGUCCUUGGGAGGCCAGCUCUCGUUUCACGAGGAUGAUCGUGAAGAGAACGACGUCGAGUAUACAUCGUAG
Dichomitus squalens LYAD-421 SS1 is the source of this 291-nucleotide messenger RNA. RefSeq lists its product as uncharacterized. The coding region runs from base 1 to 291 and encodes 96 amino acids. Lineage: Eukaryota; Fungi; Basidiomycota; Agaricomycetes; Polyporales; Polyporaceae. The transcript is spliced from 3 exons. The record is from RefSeq and is a predicted model, not a curated record.